CCUGGGUGUCAACAUGAAAGACAGUAGGGACAGCCCGUAUAUGCUGGAGGUCAAGUUUUCUGAAGGCCGGUUAGUCAGUGGCCCUGACUCCCAUCCUACCCGUUGGAUGCGGUUUGUAGCCGCGGCACACGACGACCACGAGCAGAAUCUGUCUGCCGUUCGUUCUCCGGAGGGGCGAGUGAUGUUCCGUACAACUCGAAGCAUCUUGCGUGGAGAGGAGCUCCUAGUGUGGUACUCCAGUGGCUUUGCUGAAUACCUGGGGAUGCCUACCACUAUCAAUCGAUAUAGAGGUAAGGACGGCUACAGAUGCCCAAGGUGUCCCAAGACGUUUAGGUAUCCCAACACUCUAAAAUCCCAUCUUCGCUUCAGAUGUACAAUCACAGCUCGUGGUGAGACGAGCGCCCUCACAUGUCGACCGACUGUCAGUAAGACGGAUCGCAACAUUUGCUCCGGCAGUGCAUUUCACCGAAUCGCUUCAACUUCAUCUGGGGACAGUAAAUCAAUUGCCGCUUCUCCACAGAUUACCUGCGCAAACGGGCAUCACCAUAACCAGCACGGGGUACCAGGGGAUGGUAACUGUGAUAUGAUGGAUAUUUAUAGUUUAGCCCGGAGUGCUCUAACCGGGGCCGGAACCGGACGCAUAAGUCAAUCCGUUAGUAUUAUUGGUGACGGUACCGGAUCAGCGUUCCGGCCGCAUAACUCUAGACUGCGCUCGGUGGAGGUAGAUAAUUCACCUCGGAAGGAGAAAGAAGGGUUCCGUGUUGUCCGCAGUAAAGACUCUAUAAACAUUGGUGGGAAUUCAUUACUUCCCUCUGCGUCCCCGUCUACGUCAUCCGCUUCUAGGGUUGGUCAAGACGAACGUAAAGUUCCAUUCACUGUGGAGAAAAUGUUCGGUUUGCCACGCCCAGCUAGUCCACAGCUUGCCCACCACAACUCUGUCAUUGGCGAGUCACUUCUCCAACAGCGACAAAAAGCACUGGAACGAAACUGUCUUCCUGCAGGGUACCAGCCAUGUCCCGUCUCAGCGCAUCACCAUCACCAUGCUGAGACACCAGUUGCUAUUGGUUCCCUCCACCGACCCCUUGAUCCGUAUGCUGGUUUCCCGUACAGAUUCUACCAUCAUCAACACACCCAACCUGGUUUACAUCCUGGGCUAUCCCGCUAUGGAACUGUUGUCCCAGUCCAUACGAAUGGUGACCUGUAUGGUUCCAGUGGACCCUGUUUCUCUUACAAAUUCCCGUUCCCUGCUGGUCUCCUACGUUACCCGGAUGCAACUGCACCCCUGGUCGCCUCGGCAGCAAGUGACGUCAUGGAUUUGAAUAAAUAUGCUAAUUUAGAACGCAGUUUGACCGGUCAGGGAAUGACAGGCUUCCACGACCCUCAACUUUUCACCAAUCAUCACCAAGCUCCCAACGGUAAGGCCAAGAGGGGCCACUUGUGUAUUUACUGCGGUAAGCUGUACUCGCGCAAGUAUGGUCUCAAGAUUCAUCUACGGACACAUACUGGCUACAAACCUCUGAAAUGUAAGGUUUGCCUUCGUCCAUUUGGUGAUCCUAGCAAUCUCAACAAACACAUUCGUCUCCAUGCUGAGGGUGAUACUCCGUACCGGUGUCAAUACUGCGGCAAGGUGCUGGUAAGACGCCGUGAUCUCGACCGGCACAUCCGAUCACGUCACCCCAAUGAAAGCGAGAAACGAGAGCAAGAAGCAGCCAGCUCCGGCCUCGUGGUGGUAUCGCCGCCAAUAGCCAAGGAGAUAGACGGGGUGAAGACGCCGGAAUACGGCGAGGAGAAUGUCGUGUCAUCGCCGGACGACGUGGAUGAAGACGAUGACGAUGAAGGAGAUGGUGAUGAUGAAGAUGAAGAUGAACUUGACGAUGACAUGCAAUCUGAACUGGUAGUGUGACAUCAAACAGACUCACUCAGUAGUUACACUUCAUCCCAUUGUAGUUAGUGCAAAGUCAAGUUUUGAGACGCAAUACAAUUCACACAGAUGAAUUUGCUUAUUGGGGAAAUUUGAGACGCUGGUGGCAGCAGACAUUUCAAGUAAAGUCCCAUUGUUGAUCUACACACGUCACCAAUUUUCAAAAACCUAAGUAUACUGCCACCAAACAUCACCGGUACCAAUGUGCUCAACGGUGUGUUGCAAAGUAUGUCUGUUUCUGGAAAAAUUGAAUCGACCUUAACAGACACGACACUGUCUUUUUAAAGUAUAUGUCCCGCGGUACACUUUGUGUGUAGGCUACCCAGUCAAGACAGUUUGAGCAAUUUUGUUGCACGCUAUAACCGUGUGCUCACAUAGUGGCAAUACGUCUUGUACGUGUCGUUGGCUCUUAUCCAUUGCCCAUUUUCAUAGAGCUGCUUAAAGGCACUUGACCCUUUUGGU
Molecule: messenger RNA, 2383 nt
Organism: Asterias rubens (European starfish)
Lineage: Eukaryota; Metazoa; Echinodermata; Asteroidea; Forcipulatida; Asteriidae
Product: PR domain zinc finger protein 13-like
Exons: 3
Coding region: 14-1903 (629 amino acids)
Cellular component (GO): nucleus
Molecular function (GO): protein binding
Source: RefSeq, a predicted model, not a curated record